Strigops habroptila (Kakapo) is the source of this 14395-nucleotide messenger RNA. RefSeq names its product argonaute RISC catalytic component 2 (gene AGO2). Lineage: Eukaryota; Metazoa; Chordata; Aves; Psittaciformes; Psittacidae. Gene Ontology annotation, cellular component: RISC complex. Gene Ontology annotation, biological process: regulatory ncRNA-mediated gene silencing; regulation of DNA-templated transcription. Gene Ontology annotation, molecular function: endoribonuclease activity, cleaving siRNA-paired mRNA; RNA binding; protein binding. The record is from RefSeq and is a predicted model, not a curated record.
CCUCCUUUCCCCUUUUCUUUUCCUCCCCUUCCCCUCCCCUUCCUUCUCCUCCCUUUUCCCCCCACAGCGCAGCCGGGGCUCGGGCUCACCUCUUUCCUCCCCCCUUCUUUUCCCUCCCCUCGAGCUGCCGCCGCGGUAGGGACCUGGAGAGAGGCGCCGCCUCCGCCGCCGCACACGGAGACAUGUACCCGGGAGCCACCUCCGCCGGACCCGUGCUUGCACCUCCUCCACCGUUGCCACCACCAGUACAGGGAUAUGCCUUUAAACCCCCUCCUCGACCAGAUUUUGGCACUUCUGGGAGAACAAUCAAACUGCAGGCCAACUUCUUUGAAAUGGACAUUCCUAAAAUAGAUAUCUACCAUUAUGAAUUGGAUAUAAAGCCAGAAAAAUGCCCUAGAAGAGUUAACAGAGAAAUAGUGGAGCAUAUGGUUCAGCACUUUAAAACCCAGAUUUUUGGGGAUCGCAAACCAGUGUUUGAUGGAAGAAAAAACCUUUAUACCGCUAUGCCGCUUCCCAUUGGGAGAGAUAAAGUGGAGCUGGAGGUCACACUGCCAGGAGAAGGAAAGGACAGAAUAUUUAAGGUGGCUAUAAAGUGGAUGUCCUGUGUGAGUUUGCAGGCUUUACACGAUGCUCUUUCUGGUCGGCUGCCGGGUGUCCCGUUUGAAACCAUCCAGGCACUGGAUGUAGUGAUGAGGCACUUGCCUUCCAUGAGAUAUACUCCUGUGGGGCGAUCGUUUUUUACGGCAUCAGAAGGAUGCUCCAAUCCAUUGGGUGGUGGCAGAGAAGUUUGGUUUGGCUUCCAUCAAUCAGUCAGACCUUCAUUAUGGAAAAUGAUGUUAAAUAUUGAUGUGUCUGCAACUGCAUUUUACAAAGCACAGCCAGUUAUUGAGUUUGUAUGUGAAGUUUUGGACUUCAAAAGUAUUGAAGAACAACAAAAACCUCUGACAGAUUCCCAAAGGGUAAAGUUUACCAAAGAAAUAAAAGGUCUGAAGGUGGAGAUAACACACUGUGGGCAGAUGAAAAGGAAGUACAGAGUGUGCAAUGUCACCAGACGACCAGCAAGUCACCAAACAUUCCCACUUCAGCAGGAGAAUGGACAAACAGUGAAUGCCACUGUAGCUCAGUAUUUUAAGGACAGGCACAAAUUAGUUUUACGCUAUCCUCACCUUCCAUGUUUACAAGUUGGACAGGAGCAGAAACACACAUACCUCCCUCUUGAGGUGUGCAACAUAGUGGCAGGACAAAGAUGCAUAAAGAAACUCACUGACAAUCAAACUUCCACUAUGAUCCGGGCAACUGCCAGAUCGGCACCUGACCGUCAAGAAGAGAUCAGCAAAUUGAUGCGGAGCGCGAGUUUUAAUACCGACCCUUAUGUUCGUGAGUUUGGAAUUAUGGUCAAAGAUGAAAUGACAGAUGUGACUGGUAGAGUCCUACAGCCUCCUUCCAUCCUCUAUGGAGGCAGGAAUAAAGCAAUUGCUACACCGGUUCAAGGAGUCUGGGACAUGAGGAAUAAACAGUUUCACACUGGAAUUGAAAUAAAGGUUUGGGCAAUUGCAUGCUUUGCUCCGCAGCGCCAGUGCACUGAAGUUCAUCUUAAGUCCUUUACGGAACAACUGAGGAAGAUUUCCAGAGAUGCAGGAAUGCCAAUCCAGGGGCAGCCGUGCUUCUGUAAAUAUGCCCAGGGAGCUGACAGUGUGGAGCCCAUGUUCAGACAUCUGAAGAACACUUACACUGGGUUGCAGCUCGUUGUAGUAAUUUUGCCAGGAAAAACACCAGUCUAUGCGGAGGUGAAGCGUGUUGGCGACACCGUGCUGGGAAUGGCUACGCAGUGCGUUCAGAUGAAAAACGUCCAAAGAACAACACCACAGACUCUGUCCAACCUUUGCUUAAAAAUAAAUGUCAAAUUAGGAGGCGUGAAUAACAUUUUACUGCCACAGGGAAGACCACCAGUAUUUCAACAGCCUGUCAUAUUCCUUGGUGCAGAUGUAACUCAUCCUCCAGCUGGAGAUGGAAAAAAGCCUUCCAUUGCUGCAGUAGUAGGAAGCAUGGAUGCUCAUCCUAACAGAUACUGUGCCACUGUUCGGGUCCAGCAGCACCGCCAAGAAAUCAUCCAGGAUUUGGCUGCCAUGGUCCGGGAGCUGCUUAUUCAGUUCUACAAAUCAACUCGAUUUAAACCAACUCGUAUCAUCUUCUACAGAGAUGGUGUUUCUGAGGGGCAGUUUCAACAGGUUCUCCAUCAUGAGUUGCUGGCUAUCAGAGAAGCAUGCAUUAAGCUAGAAAAGGAUUACCAGCCUGGAAUUACAUUCAUAGUUGUGCAGAAAAGGCAUCACACCAGACUCUUCUGUACAGAUAAAAAUGAACGGGUUGGAAAAAGCGGAAACAUUCCGGCUGGUACCACAGUGGACACAAAAAUCACCCAUCCCUCAGAGUUUGACUUUUACCUGUGUAGUCACGCUGGUAUUCAGGGAACAAGCAGACCUUCUCACUACCAUGUCCUCUGGGAUGACAAUCGUUUCUCUUCAGAUGAACUGCAGAUUCUUACCUAUCAGCUGUGUCAUACGUAUGUUCGUUGUACCCGUUCUGUUUCCAUCCCUGCACCAGCAUAUUAUGCUCAUCUGGUUGCCUUCAGAGCCAGGUAUCAUCUGGUGGAUAAAGAACACGAUAGUGCUGAAGGAAGCCACACCUCCGGUCAGAGUAAUGGCAGAGAUCAUCAAGCACUUGCUAAAGCAGUUCAAGUUCAUCAGGACACGUUGCGCACUAUGUACUUUGCUUGACAUGUUUUAAUGUUUAGCGACUCAGUACAAUGCAGAGUUGGAUUCACAUGAGACCAGCUGCACUUAGACCAACAGUUGCCCAAGCUACAGUGACAGCCAGCAAUGAGGGAUGCAUCUGAAUUCUUUUCCCUUCCCAUUUACAAGCAAGCCUUCCGUCCACAAUUUCAGACUUGAUUGUGAACUGCAUUCUUGUACCAAACCCCACUAUUGUUAGAAAUGUGGUUUGCCAAAAAUCUCUAAGCUGCUUGCUGUAAAACAGACCCUCGUUUUAUAAUUCAGUCAAGAGCUGUGAUCUCAGGGCUUAGGGAAAAACAAAAAAACCAACCCCCAAAUCUCCUCAUUCAGUUUGCUAUUCAUUGAAUUGCUUUUGAUAAUUUGGGAAGAUCUUAUUCAUCCUAAAGUUUGAUGGGCUAAAAUGCCGUGAAUUAGCUUUUAAUCCAAAGGAAAGCAAAGCAUUUUUUGGACUCUUUAUGAAGCCUUGAUUAUUCUAGAUGCAUUUACAAAAUUGUUAUUUUUCAGAAGAAAAAAGUGACAAAAUCCUGGUUUUCCACUGUCUUACAAAGAUUCUGCUCUGUGUGUCUAAGGGCAAAUGUAUUUUCUGAAGCUUGUUCUUGAAUGUUUUUUAUUGUGCUGCAUUCGAAAAUGUUUUUCAUAGACUUAAAGAAGAAUUUUAAAGCAAAGAACGAACUCGUACCUAAGCUUUUCGUAGGUCCACUUAGAUUGGCAAAAGACAAUGUGCCAUUGAAAACCUAAUUUGUAAAGAGGUUUUUUUAGAAUCAUACUGACAGCUAACUUUAGAAUUCGUCAUAAAGGACUGUGACACUUACCUUUCCAAAGUCUCUAAAGAAUACGGGUCUGUGGUGAGAAAUACAGUACAAUCCUUUUUCACUGUUGUUUGAGUUAAUGUAAAUUUUUAUAUAUGUUUCACAGUAUUAAUGUGAUAGACUAGAUGCUAUUAUUUAUUUUUAUUUACUAAGGAGUGCUCAUUAUACUUCUGUUAACAUAUCAAGAAUGCUUUGGAUUUAGAAAUGAAAACCUUAUCAUGGGGACAUGACUAUUCAAAUGCAAAAAUAUGCAAUCGACUUUGGGAGAGUUCAGAGAUCCAGACAGUGUAUAUUGUGUAGCUUGUAACUUGUAGAAGGGCUUUUUAAGCGUGCACACAACACAGCAGGUUGUACCUGUGCAGUUCAGAGACGCACACGAGACCAACAUUCUACGUUCAUUCAAGCACAAACCAAUUGUAUUUUUAUUUAUAUGUUGAGUAUUGGUGAAGCAGGAGCUCUAGUAGAGGAGAGUGGCUCACUGUUUGUGAUUGAGACAGAAGUCAGUAUCUAUGCAGUAAAGAGAAAUCUUAGGAAACUGAAGUUUACUUGUGAAGGGAGGUGAAACUCUCUUCGUUAUGCAUAAGGUCAAUAGUAAAUGUGAGAGUUUAGCCAUUCUCUUAGGAGAAGCAUUAAUUAAAACUGAUCAUUUAAACAAAUGCUUCUGUUAGUUUGCACACUGGAUUCAUAACAAACCAUAAUACAUAUGUAAACCAUUGCACUAAUGAUGAUGCCACAAGCAGGUUUAGAAGACAACGGAAGAAGCCCAAGAAACUUGUUUAUGCUGACUUGAUUUUCUUUAUUUUCUUAAGAUAACUGAAGUAGCAUGCUAUGAGGCAGGUUUUACGCAUGUCAUUCUCUUCCACUGAUCCAUUUUGCUUCACCUUUUCCCUUUUCUCUUAGCAGAUGCUCGGUCGCUGUUUUGAAUACAUUUACCUCUAGCCACUCAGACGGGCGAGUAGCUUUAACCAGUACAGAGGUCUGUGCCAUACAGCAGAUAAACUAUAACCAGUUGCUGUUGAAUAAGCUAGAAAAUGCCCAACCUUUGCUGCGUAAAGAGUUCUAGGUACAUAACUUUGUGCAAGUUCAGAUCUUCAUCUUGUGUGUUGGUUGUCGGUGGUGUUUAGGUGAAAUAACAAUGUAAAACCUAUUAAUAGAUUAAUUGUAUUAUUCUAACUCAGUGAUUAGGCUGCUGGGUCAGAUUUUCUUCUUGGUCAUAGUUAUGUAAAUCCAGGUUUUAAAUGUAAAUCCAGAGUUUAAAUGCUGGUAUAACAGAAAGCAAAGUCCAGGUCACAUUGUCUGUCUUUCUGUGUUCCAGCCUUUCCAUGGUGGGUAUGUCGCACUUCUCUGUGCGUUUGCUUGAGAGGUUUCAUACUUCAGUGAAGAUUUUAAUUUGGCAGAGUUUUAUAUAAGAAUUAUUUUUUUAUAUGAAUUAUUCUUAACAAAUAGGAAAAAAAUUCAACCCUUUUAAGACACCAUUUAGUUUAUUUGAUGUUCGUUAUGCAGAGACCUCUUGGAUGUGAAAUUCAUCCUCCUCUGUCCUCUCUGUGCAGAUCUAGAGUAGUAAAUGACUUACGCAGAUGGUCAGAUGGGGCGAGGAGGGCAGAAUCUGUCUUGACCUCAAAUCUUAUCUCUCAAGCAGACUGUGGACUUCACUGCAUCCUGUUCAGGAUGUAAUCUUUGGGCUGGAAUACUUGUUGCAGCUCCUUGUUGUGAGAAAAGAAGUAUUAGGCAGACACUUAAUCUGAGAGUAGCCGUUGUAUGUGUAUGCUCUUGGAAAGAACAAAUUUUAUGUAGCUUUCCUUCCCUGAGUAUGAAGAACUUGGGAUGGUUAUAUGCAUUUCAGGCUAAGCACAUUUUUACCUUUUACAAUCUUUUUAAUCCUCUAAUACUGCUAAUCCUGUAUAGAUUGAUUUCUCCCUCCUUUCCCCUGCCUUCCUUCCCUUGCAAGCGGUGAAUUAGUGGAUAAUUUAAAGCCUUUUUCUAAAAACAUAUUGAUAAAAUAUAUACUUUGAAAAAUACAGUGUGCUCUAAGUCCAGCAGCUAUCUGUGUGGGAAUGUUUUUAGUAUCAAUUACAUAUUCAAAAGUGUCUCCUGCCAAAAAAAAACCCUACCAAAACACCUAAAUCCAUACUCUUAGGGUCUUUUUUUUUUCUUACCUCCCACGUGUCUUGUAAGAACAGCAACAUCUCAGGUAAACACAAAGCUCAAGAUGUCUCUAUCUCACACACAUUCCUGCUGUUGAAGUCGCAGUUGAGGUAGACAGUUAUAACCACUAAGAUCACUAUGCAGCUCAGGUCAGCAAUAACCAAAUGUGUGUUACCCUCCGGCAGCUGGGGUUUUAAUCAGGCUGUGCAGUGGAGUUGCAUGACUCCCAUUGCAAGAGAGUGCUGAGCAGGACCUCAUCCCUUGCCUUCCUCCUGCUCUUUAUGUUCCUGGCAAUGACCUCGUCCUUGAAUUCAGCCAUUGGUGCAGGUUGUCCUGGUGCUUAAAAGUGACAAAACCACCUUAUUCUCCGUGCAGGCAUGAGCAGUGUGAUGGACAAACUGACCACUGCCAGUAGCAUGGUAUUUCUUUUGUUUUAAAGGAGUGGGAACUGAGACUGGUGAGUUGCCUGCUAUGGGUUAGUUUUCUCUGAUUUGGGUUUUUAUGGAGAUGGUCACACUGUUGAAACAAAAAUAUUCCAAGAUUGAAAGCUGGUUGUAGAAUCUCUGUCUCAGACUCGGCUGGAUGGGUCCUGGCACAGUCUCAGCUCGCUGGACCGGCUUUGGGCACAGAACUGGAUCACACAUCUCCAGAGAGCCCUUCUGAAGCAUGAGGUUCUGUGGCAACCCCCCAAAAAACCAGCAGCUCCUUUUGGGAGGUGCAAAAUAAUGUCUACAAACAUAAAAGACUUAAAAAUUGUCCCUUUUUAGAUUAUUAUAACACAAUAAUUGAGUUUGUUUCAUUUUGGAACUUUCUGCUCCUGUGGCUGAAUAGAAUGACGUGUCCACUUCACCUCUUCUAGCACCCAGGAAACAGCUGAGUUGAUUCUUAGGAGGAAAUGUCCUGUUGUGAAAUGCUGAAAGUAGGUGGAUUUGCCUCUGCCUUUAUGUGAGUUUGGCAUUCAAGGUAGCCCUAUGCAAUCUUAACACUUUAGUGUGUGUACAUGCACUGAUGUACGGCGUGAGAUCACUUGUUUUUAUUAGAACUCCUCAUUUUGGCUUAGUUUGGUUUAGACUGUUUCAGCAAUCAUAUUUGUCUUGCUGAAUCACAGUCAGUGAUCUUCCAUCUUACAGAAGCUUUGGCAGAUGAAUUUCCUCCUUUCUAGAUCUUUUGGGUUUGGGGUGAGUUUGUUGCUUGCUGCAGUUGUUAGGGAAAGGUGGUGUGUCUUAUUCCAGCAUGGAGGAUUUACAGGAAAUUUAUGCUUAAAACAAGAAAUCCAUAAUAAAUACUUUCAUAAUCCACAACAAAUACUUCAUCCAGGCCCCCAGGCAAUGCUUUUCCUGAUUGGAAAAGCAAAAAGGUUGUGAAGGUUUAGCUUCAAUUCUGACUCUCAGUAACUCUUGUGGCCCUUGUCCGUUUUUAACGUGUCUUGUUCACAUCUUAGUGGAUCACUUUUAUAAGUAAGAGAAAGAGAUAAUAUUUACACAAGGAUUUUUACAUUUCGACUCCUGAAGGGUAGGUGUGGGGGGGGUUAGGUUCUUGUGUGCCCACGUUACCUUCUGAAAAGAUUGAAGUUUCUAAUCGAGGUAAGAGUCUUCUGAUGCUUUUAUCUCGAGUCAGACAUAUACAUGCACAAAGGCUUUCUGUUAAAUAGAAGAUGAGGAUCAGGAGGGCUUUGCUCGUGGCUGCCAAUGCUGCUGGCUUUACUGCAGCACUAGCUUCCUCAAGUACAGUGGUCAUCUGCAUCUCCCCUGUAGAACCCCCAACCUUUCUCAUGCCAGUGAAUCUCUGGAAUCUAACGAAGACCAAGGAUAGGAGGAAGUUCUGUGUUAGCAUCCCCCCAGCCAAAUCUAAUGGAUUGUUGUAGGUUUGUGAGUGUACCUGCAGAUUGUUUCUUUUUAAGGAAGAAUGGUGGUAUUUUGAAGUGAGAACAGGUUGUUUCAUGCUUAUUCAAGACUACAAGUACUAGAAGUGCAGCACUGGGACCUUUGGAGAUUGAGAUGGACACACUUGCCUCUUAAUUGAGGCAAGUUGAGCAUCUCUGGUGGCAUAAAUAACCCAAAGGGACUUUUUUUGUUUUUUAAGAGCUAUUUUACACAUGAAAUAAAGGAAUGUAAGAAAAGUUCUCAGUCGCUAUUUUUCACACUUGAUACCAAUGUAAUAAAAACACAUUUUUUCUCCUAAUUUUUCAGUACUUUUCUCCUACAGUAGCAUCUCUUUGUGUGUAUUGGUCCUGCCAGUGUGGCUUUCUCGAUUUCUAAGGCAGGGCAGUACACUGUUUUUUUAACUUUUAUAUUACAUUUGGUAACAUGCUUCUUGAUGCAUACAUGCAGUCUUUUCUAAGGAAAACUUCAAGUAGAAGGUAAUUGCACUGAUCAUUUUGUUUUAAACUCCCUUUUUACUGUAAGACUUCUUUUUUGCAUCUGCUGUAGCUGUUUGAAAUACUGUAAAUAGUGCUAUGUAUAGCAAAUACUGAAAUGCUGUGGAUACUGUUCCUUGUUGUUCCUGCUUUUUGGAAUACUGCCAUAUUUUCCAGUAUUGAGAGAUGAGCUUUGGGUUUUAAAUGUUGUUCUACUUUCUGUUUGCGUUAUAGAAUGAAUCCAAGGGCACAGUUGCUUUAUUACAGUGGAAAUAUUUAGGGUUCAUGUGAAUUUAUAAAGUAUUUCUUCCUUCUCUCUUCUAUGCACAUUUCUCCCACACUGUAAAGAUACAAGGACAGGUUUUAAGCCAUCAGUGUGCUUGUUAAUCUGUGCAAUGUUCAAAUGCCAAUCUUUGAUAUCACUGUUAGAUAACUAAUAGCAUUAAUGUAAUAUCCAGACUAUCAACUGUAGCUGUCACACGUUUUCCUUGCUUCUUCUAACAUCUGAUUCUUGGGUCAUAUGAAGAAGAACCAGUCUGUGUGGCAGAAUUAGUGGAAUAAUAGGGAUUUGGGAUCCAAGUUGCAAUGUCUUGUUCUCUGUCCCUCCUUGGUGUGUGCAGAUUGUUGAGUGCAGUGGAUGUUUUAGUGCUCUGAACUAAGAAAUAGUGUUGUCUCUCUGAUUGCCCGCAUGAGAAAGCCAUUGAUCUCCUCUCCAUCCAUAGCUGCCUUUUGCUUCUGUAACCCUUGGGGACAGGAGAGACCCAAACUCCAGCCCCGUUGUUUAGCGUUAGGAUGCAGAAGAGCAAGUUUUGCCUCCUGUUUCUGAGGGUUAAUGACUGGAAAGAUGCAUUCUUUUUAAGAUGGUUUUAAUCUGAAGGUUGGGGAGGAGGGUGUUGUGUGUGCUUGGUGUGGCACGUAAUCCGUUUUAUCUCAUUGAGUGUGUUUCAGUUGCUUUUUCUGUGUUGUUUCUUUGCCUGAAGUGUUAAUAUGAAUGUAAUGGCUUGGCCAAAUCACUACAAAAGGUGGUUUUGUGAUACUCCCUAGUUAGCAAGCAGAUGCAGUUAAAGGCUACCUCCUGUAUUCUUCCACAGAUGAAUUAAUUUUUAAAGGAAACCUACUACUAAGCAGCCAAAAUGUUCCCAAACGAACUAUUUUUACUGUUUUGUUUCUUGCUGGUGAAUUAGCAGUGCCAUACUGUGAUCUUGGAUGGCUGCUCAUUGCUCCUUCUGUCUUCCUAAGGUGUAGAUGUGGCUUGUGUUGAUGCAGGGUGUUAAGAAGGUAUCAGAAGUGGUAAAUCACAUACCUGGCACAGUCGCUUUUGGUGAGGGUUACUCAAUAGCAGCAGCUCCCUCUCUAACCUCUCUCUUUACUCGCUGAGUUUGUAACUGUUGUUUCCAAAUGAGAAAUACUUUUGUAUUGUAGCUGUUGGCCCAAAAAAUGUCAUGUUUUCGCUGAAAAUAACAUGAAGGUGCUUGAAAUAUAUUUUGAACCGGAGGCAAAAAUUAUGUAUUGAAAUAUUUUUUUAACAUAUUAUUUAGCUAAGUUGACACAAGACUGUAACAGUGAAAAUACUGCAUCGUUCCCUGCUCAGCUCGUGAUAACCUUUAAAAUGGGGAAAACAAACCAAACCAAAACACCAAAAAACAAACCCUAAACUCGAGUUUGUUCAUAUUGUGACUAUCGAGGGUCAGUUACAUGCAAAGCCUUGGCCAUAACUCAACCUCGAAAUGAGUGCACACAGCCUCAAGGUGCUUUAACUGACCUGAAAUGAAACUGUAGAAAACUGUGUUAACACAUCCUAUUUUGUUUACAGUGAAUCCAAAACAAGCUUCCUCAUUUCACAAUUAACCACUCUGCUGACAGAAAUACUACCUGUUUAUGCACAACGCGCCGGUGGGGUUUCAUAGCAGUGUUAGAGUUUAUUCUUAAUUUCUUAUUUAAAAGUAACUGGGCUUUCUGCUCCAGACAUUGGCAUCUCAGAAGUGAGUUUGCUGGGAUUAUAUGCUACCUGCAAUUUCAUCAUCUUCAUCUUUGGGUGUAGACACUAAUGAAGCUUAUUGAUGGCAGGGGGGAUAGCUGACAGUCUGACUUUCUGCAAGCCAGUUCCUGUUCAGCAGUGGCGAGGGACCGAAUACGUCAGCUCAGUAACAGCUGAAUGGGGUAAAAUCCUGCAAGUUUUGUUUAGUUCUCAGUUAUAAUUUAACAAAGCUCCCCCCAAAAGCAUGAAAUACAGGGGUUUGCUCUAGGGUAAGUGGCUGCUUUUCAGACAGUAUGUCACUACAUCUUGUAUUACACAUCCAUAGACACUAUUGAUGUUGCUGUGGCCUCGAAGGGGUUGCAUGGUGCAGGUUCUCUGUGAGCAUGAUCUUGGGAAACGAUAAGAGUGAUGUGAUGUGCUUUCUAGACCAGGUCUGCAAACCCAGAGGAGCAUUGAGAAGGAAGGAGCCCUGUGCUAAGGGCUUGUCAUGCCUGUAUAGAAGAGAAAUGCAAUAUGUGCUGUGCCAGCUACCCGUUGUGGAAGUGAGAUAAGGAGGCGAGGGGAACAUUUUCUUGCAGAACACAUAAUGAAGCACUUGAGAAGGUGACAGUUAAAUUAUGUCUUGGUUUUCCUUCUGGCUUCCCUGCGAGGGGCCAAUGAGUGCAAAUAGAGCUGGGGCACAGCCCCUCACAGCGGGGAAGCAGGCAGGCCCCUGGAGUUGACGUCUGGUUUCAGCCCUCCGUAUUGAAGGGCUUCAGACUUCUGUGGCACAAGGAUGGGGCAUUUGCUGGAUUUGGAGGUGUGACAGGAUGGCAAGAGCUAGUCUUGGGAGUUCUGCAUGUGGCAGCACUGAGGAAGUGGACCCACAGCACGAGAUGAAGGCUGGCUACUCCUUCCCAUCUAAGUAUCCUCAGAAGAGGAAUUGCUUUGAAUUUGUCCAUGCACUGCCUCAAUAGAUGCAUCUUAAAACUACCUGUGGCUACUCCUUAACCAGCCUACCUAUGUUGUUUUGAAAAGCUUAGUAUUUGCAUUACAAAUCUGUUUUAAAGGGCAUAUUCAUUUUUAUGUGGCUCUUAUGACAGCACAGAUUGUAGUUUGGUAGUUUGUUUGGGUUUUCUCCUCCCCACUCUUUGGAUGUGCUGGUUUACCAGGUUGCUUUAGUUUUGUUAUUUCCUACCCCCCUUCUUUAAGCACAACUAAAAUACCUGCUGGAAAUCAUCAGCAGGGAUUACAGAUAUUGACUAACCUGGAAGCAAGCCAAGGAAUUGUCCCUGAAAUAUAAAGUUUUCUGGCCAUUUUAUGGUUUUCUGAGUGUGCUUGACAAGCGUGAAUUGUGCAAAGGUCAGCAAGCAAGUUUGGGAGUUCCUACUCCCCUGGCUGGUGCUCUUUGCAUUUGCUUUGUUAGGUUAGAUUUCCUGUCAGAAAACAAAAAUACAUUUAAUGUUGGCUCUAUUCUGUAUUUCUCAGCUUUUCCUGUCUUAAAAUCCAUGAAUAGAGGCGGCUUCACUCGUGCCAGUAUAUGUAAAAUUGCACAUUAUCUCUUGCCACGUGUUUAACUCACAGCAGAUCUGGUCUGUGUUUUUUGGGCACCCCAAAAUCUCUGCUGCUUGACUGUGUGCUGUGGGUAGGAUCAAACCUAUUGUGUAUCAACAGAACAUACAAGUUUGUUUCUAGAUUUCACCAAAGCUAAUUCUGUAUCAGCUGUGAGAUGUUCAGAUCCCACCGUUUCUGUGCUAUAAAAAAAUAAGUUAUACUGACAUGAAUUUUGUUGUUCCUGAUAGGUUUUCUCAUAGAACUUCACAAGGCUGAGCCCUUAAAUUGCUCAUCUCAUUUCCAGGCAACAACUUUGUAACUGUAUUUGAAAGUAAAUAACAUGUCUCUAAUUGCCUGACCUCUUGCUUCUAAACUUGAAUCUUUAAUGAUGCUCAGUUGUCUGUCAGUGUUGAGCCCCUUGAAUGUCUCCCACUGAGAGAUUGUUGCAUUUGUCCAAUUCUUUAUUACCUCGUUUUGAGCAGUAGGAAUAAUUUGGGGAGGGAGUGUUAGAUAUUAUGUGCUUUUCCCUAAUGAAGUUUACUUAAGGAAUAAUUACUAGCAGACUGAGAAAGCAAGGCAUUUGUUCAGGGAGGGGAAGCAGAGAAAGAAAAGGAAAGGAAACCCCAAUAAACAACAAAUAUUAAGGAGAAAGUUUCAGAAUUAUGUAUCUGGGAAAAUCAGAUCUAAAUUAGGUGCAAUCUGGCAAAGGUCUGUGCUAUCCUGAAGAGGGUUACCACUUGUUUUCUGUAAUUUGUUGAUAAAGCGUAGUCGAUUUUAUAUAUAUAUAUAUGUAUGUGUGUGUGUAUCCACAUGUGUGUAUGUGCAUACACGUGUUGGUGAAAGGAGAGUGGGGCUGUUUAUAGACUGUUUAUAAAAGCUUCAAAGGUGGUAUUUUGCUGGAAAUAAUAAGCACAAUUUCCCUGGGUUUUGCAUUACAAAAAUCCCUCAAUUUAGGGCAGCUCCUGAGUAAAGAUCCAGCCCCGCAUUUCUGUGCAGCAAAGUGGUUAACUUGAUCUCGGGAGGGUGAGAUGGAACCCAGAAUGUAUUCAUUAAAUCUGUAUUUUUGUUCCUUUAAUUUUGGUACAUUGCAGGUUUCCCUGAUACUUGUGAAGGUUUUAAUCUUUUGUUUAAUAGUUGUCAAAAAUUUUUUUAAAUUAUUUUUUAUAAAAAUAACUGAAAAAAAAAAAGAACCAAAAAUCCAUUCAGAAAUUUACUAUCGUACGUGUUUUCCCUUGAAUCCAAAUGUUUUUAUGACCAGUUAAAGUUUGCUAUUUUUUUGAAAGAAGAAAAGAAAUAAAUACGAUGUCAAGGGCCUCAUUUCAAGUGGUACUAAAUGUAUGUUGAGUAGUUUGUGUGUUGCAUCUGUAUUCAGAUGGCUUGUGCUUGCAGUAUAGAGAUGAUGUAGCGCUCUUUGGGUAAGAGUGGCACUUGUAAUACAAAAAGCAGCCAGAGAAAUACCCUCGAUUGACUUUUAAAUGCAUCAGCAGCAUUGUAGAAUUUACCACGUAGAUUGUAAGCGUCGCUUUAUGUUACUCAGACGAGGCUUCACGUAGGUGUGUGUAGCUUAAAUACACACUGUGUAUCCUGCUAGUGUAGUUGAACGUUUGCAUGAUGCUGUGUGGCGAUGCCACUUUAAAUUAAGCCUUAACCAAAUGAGAAAUCUGUCAGAUUUUUUUCCUCAGAGUAUGCAAAAAUACUGUUUAACAGAGCAGGAUGUUCUUAUAAAGCUCAACUAGUAGAAAUCUUCUCACCUGAGGAAGAAAGGGAAACUUGUCGAUCCGUAUACUGUGACUGACCUCUUCAGGCACUGGCUGUCACUGUUGCUCUGCAGAAACCAGGCUCGCAGGCAUCUCUCUGCAGUCUUCCAAAACCAGGCUUGCUCAAACCUCAGCUUCUUUCUUGGUGGUGGUUGUUGAACACAUUCUCCUCCCUCCCCUGCUAGGAAAUCACUGCCUGAAGGAGGAUUGGGAUUUAACACUUAAAUUUACAGCGCGAAAAAGCUGUUUCUUGAGUUCUGUGCUUGCUUCAGAUAGUGCCAUCGUUUCCACUUCUUCAUGACUGACAUAGAAUCCUUAAAACAUUAGAAAUAGAGGCAAAUAAAGCAUUGGGGACCCAGCUUCCUUUCUUUCUUUCCUUUUUUUUGUCUGAUUUGGAUCUACCUCAUUGAAACAGUUGGGUGCUAUUGACUCAAAUUGUUGAGGAGAUUGGCAAAAGCGACCAAACUGCGUGUGCUGACCGACCGCUUCGGAGGCGGCGUUUGCGAACCAAAACCUCUGCGUUCAUUGUUCAGAGACAACAAUAUUGUGUUUGAGUUUGAUUCUUUGUGCCUUUCUGUUCUGUUGUUCUUUCUUUUCCCAGUGCGUAACAAUCAAAAGCCAUCCUCUUAAUGAAAAACAGCAAUUGAAUUGUAACCACGGAGUUUAGGGAAAGAAUAAAAGCCACAAAACGUCGUUUUAGCAAGGUUUAAAGUAUGUGUCAGUGUCUCAAGUCAUAAAAUGUAGUGUCGCAGCAGACCUAGGCAAUGAGAAAUACCCAAUAGAGGAGUUUUGGAAACAUAUAAUCCCAACCCUGGCUAUAUACAUCUCCGUGUGUAUCUAUAUAUGCAUAUAUACACAUAGAGAGCACAGGUUUUGUGUGGGUAUGUGUGUGCAUGUAUAUAUCUAUAUAAAACAGACACAUGUGUGAGGGUGAGGGAAUAAAACGUCAUUGACUUUUCCACACUUUUGUAUGUAACAGUUUACAACUAUGUGUAAGUUUUUUCUACUAUGUGAAACCUUUUUUACUU